Danio rerio (zebrafish) is the source of this 10955-nucleotide messenger RNA. The record is from RefSeq and is a predicted model, not a curated record. Lineage: Eukaryota; Metazoa; Chordata; Actinopteri; Cypriniformes; Danionidae.
CCCCCAGCCAGAGGAGUAGAAACAACAAGCCGCCAUUUUGUUUGUGCGGAGAGAGUGAAGGAGGCAGGAGCGACCGAAAAAAAGCCACUCGAGCGCCGACCACUGCGACUCUGAGCGCCGCCGGCUCCGUCCUCGCGGAUCCAGACCGGAGAAAACACAAGCCGGGCGGUUAGCGGAGGACACGGAGGGCAGAUUACAGAUUCUCCCGUGUGGAAAUCAAAGAGCAGACUGGUUUUGCCUUUCUUUUUCUGUUCUUUUUUUGAAACGGAGCGGAGAGGCGGAAGAGGGCAAUACAUUUAAACGAAGGGAAGCUCGUCAGGGGAAAAGGAAAAUAACAGCGUCACGAAGUGGGAAUAUCUGUGAAAUUACAUCGCCGGUUGCUGGCGGACGACAGCGAAAGUGGGGAAAAUCGCAGGAACUGUGCAGGAGAAGGGAGAAAUUUAAAAGGGAUGAACGCGCAGGGGGGUUCACAGCAUCACAAAGCCUAUGAAAGGGGUUUGAGGACCCCCAGAUUUUGGGGGGUGCAGCUGGCAAUAUCACCCGGAUCGGCAGAUGCUUCAGACCCCAAAUAUUAGUGAAGCCAGCCUCGUUUCGGUCCAUUUCUAUUUUCGACCCACCGCUGUUCCUCUCGCUCUUUCUUAUUGCUCCGCGAAGAAGCUCUCGGGCUGUGCAGUGACAAAUUAUUCUUAUUUGCUCGAUGUGUCAGUGCGCUGAAAUACAGGCAAAUGCAUUGAACAACUUCACUCGAUUCCCAUUCUUUGGCUCGCGACUUCAUCUUCUCGCACUUCGACCAAUUGCAUACAUGUUCUGUCCGCUAGACAGCCACUUUUAAAAGCAUUUCUUUGCAUUUUGCAUGCACGAGCUGUGCGCAGUGCAGGGUGGUCUCCUGAAGCAAUGGUCAGAGAUUUUCUGCAAACACUUUUAACUCGUGCAGUGGACACAUUCACACAGAGGGCGCACGAGCCAUAUUCAGAUACGAACGCACAAUAAACCAUUGAACUUGUCACUUUGAAGUGUUGUUGCAAAAUACCACGACAUGGACACUGAAAUAUGCAAGUUGUUUGGAAUCGUUUAACGCGGUAGUCCGUGCAUGCAAACUGAAGUCGCCUCAGUCCUCGAGUGCACAUUUCUCAUGUUAUUUAUUCUGCAAAGAGUAUUAUGUAAGGACGAAAGGACACCUUUACAUUGUUUAAUUGUAUUCCGAGUAUUUAUUCGUUUUCUCCAUCCGUCUUACUUUCUUGGAAGGACAUAAAGGCAUUGAUGAAGAAGAUUCACACAUCUGUGCUAGUUUUGAGGUGCAUGGUGGACUUUUAAUCUUCGAAGUACAGUGAUGCUGGCCGAGAAUUGCACAUGCUACAAUGUAAAGAAGAAAGACACACAAUUCUGAAUCCGAGUGUUUGAUCGGGAGCAUUGCACGAAGCGGAGUGAGUUCGCUUUCUCGUACACAACGCCUUUAAAAAAAAAGCAACACUUCAGUUCGCCGCCGACAAUGGCGGAAAAGACGGAUGCAAGCAGCGAGGAUAAAUCUCGGGAAAAUUGCUCGGUCGCCGAGGAGGCUACGUGAGUUUGCGGCGAGCUUGCAUGACCGUCUGUUCCUCCCUUCACCUCCUCCUUUCGGAAAUAUACUUUGAGGAGCUAAAGACUACAAAUUCUUAAAAGGGAGCAUUAAAGGUGGACUGAACACUCAAGCAUUGCAUUGCAUGCAUGUAUCGUCCCAUGAAAGGGAAACGGGAAUCCGUCCGGUGUUCGUGAACGGGGAGAUUUCAUUCGCUCAUCGGCUAGCGACUGCACAGGAAGGGCUAUCCUACGCGGGAUAUAUGCUUUAACACUAAACCGGAGGAAAACUAUGGCCGAUAAUGUGCUGGACUCCGGUCCGCCUACAGCUAAGAGGCCUAAAUUGUCUUCCCCGGCUCUGUCGGUCUCCGCAAGCGAUGGAAACGAUUUUGGCUCUCUGUUUGACCUGGAGCAUGACCUCCCAGAUGAGCUCAUUAACUCCUCCGACCUGGGCCUUCCAAACGGGAUGGACCCCAGCCAGUUGCACACCAGUCUGGGUGGAGGAGGGAUGUCAGGCCCUUUGGGCGUCUCGGGCCAAGACACUGCGGCCAAACACAAGCACCUGUCUGAGCUCCUCCGCCCUGGUGCUCCUCCAUCCGCCUCCACGGCCACCGGCAGCCCCGGUAACGCUGCCUCCUUAGGAAUGAUGGGAGGUCUGAGCGGUGGCCCUGUUACUCAGGGAAUGGGUGGCCCUCAGCAGCAGCCUAGCAUGAUGCCGCAGCCUGGCAUGGUGGGGGGACUGAACCGAGCCAUGAUGGGCACCCAGAAAGGGAAUGGACAGCCGCAGAGUAUGAUGGGUGGGCAGAUGAUGAAUGGUGCACCUAGAAUGGGCUACGCCAAUGUGAACAUGAAUGCAGGCAUGGCUGGCAACGGGAAUAUGCUGCCCGAUUCUCUGCAGCAGCCAAAUGCAGGGCAGCAGAUGGCACAGGCAGCAAUGAGACCGCAGCAACCAGGAGCAGUGAACAAGAUGGGGAUGAUGGGUGCUCCAGGCCCGUAUGGCGGUUCAUAUGGUCAGUGCGGAGGACAGUCUCAACUUGGGCCUCAACUCCAAAACAAAGCGGGUCAACCAAACAGCAUUAACCAGUUUAAUAUGGACAAGAAACCUCAGCUUGGGCAGAACAUGGGUGGCAUGCAGGGCCCAGGUGUGGUGGGUGGUGUAUCGGGGCCAGGUGGGACGGCAGCGCCCCCUGCCGCGGACCCAGAGAAGCGUAAACUGAUUCAGCAGCAGCUGGUGCUGUUACUGCACGCUCACAAGUGCCAUCGCAGAGAGCAGGCCAACGGAGAGGUCCGCCAGUGCAACCUGCCUCACUGCAGAACCAUGAAGAACGUCCUCAAUCACAUGACGCACUGUCAGGCCGGCAAAUCCUGCCAGGUGGCUCACUGCGCGUCCUCCAGACAGAUCAUCUCUCAUUGGAAGAACUGCACACGGCAUGACUGUCCUGUCUGCCUGCCGCUAAAGAGCGCCGGAGACAAAAGAAACCAGCAAUCUCUAUUGGGAGGUGCUGGGAUGGCCAUGGGUGGUCCUUUAGGUGGGUCAUUACCUGGUGGCCAACCUUCAGCUCCAAACAUUAACCCACCCAGUCAGAUUGACCCAAGCUCCAUCGAGAGGGCGUAUGCUGCUCUUGGACUCACUUACCAAGGGAACCAAGCAUCCAAUCAAAAUCAGCAGACCUCUGUACCCGGUCAACCUGGCAUGAGGUCGCUCAACAACAUGGCAGGUGGGAACUCAAUGGGAGUGAAUGGAGGAGUCGGUGCGCCGAUGUCAAACCAGCAUCCAGGAAUGCUGCCCGAUGGCAUGCUGCACAGGAACAUGACCGCUCAGAGCUUGAUGAAUGACAGCUCUGGUGUUGGUAACAUGGGCUCUGCUGCGACCGCUACACCGCCCUCUGCUGGAAUGAGGAAGAGCUGGCAUGAAGACAUCACACAGGACCUCCGCAAUCACCUUGUACACAAACUUGUACAGGCCAUCUUCCCGACUCCAGACCCUGCAGCGCUGAAGGACAGGCGGAUGGAAAACCUUGUAGCUUAUGCACGGAAAGUGGAGGGCGACAUGUACGAAUCUGCAAAUAGCAGGGCGGAGUAUUACCACUUGUUGGCGGAGAAGAUAUAUAAGAUUCAGAAGGAGCUGGAGGAGAAGAGGAGAACCAGACUCCAAAAGCAGGAUGGUCCUCAUUCAGAUCCGUCUUUAGUUCAAGCCACUGGUCCCAGUCAGAUGGUCAAUCGCAUGCAGAAUCCUGCUGGUAUGCCACACUCACUAAAUGGUAUGAAUCAAUUUGGCCAGGUGGGGAUGCAGCAACCAAUGGGACAGAGGGCCACGCCUCCCCUGCCAAUGGGUGCAAACCUCAAUCAGAUGAGCAUGCAGGGAACACCUCGAAUGGCUCAGCCCAAUGUACCCCAGUUACAAAACCAGUACAUGCAGAACCAGUUUACAGGAACGGGUGCUGGAUUGGGACAGGGUGCGGUUGGCCUGAAUCAACCUGCAGGGCAGGGAGCCAUGCCGCAGAAUCAGAUGCCCACUCCACCAUCACUAUCAGUCCAUAGUCCUGUAGCUCAGUCCCAGUCGUCAGUCCCAGUCUCUGGAGCCGCUGCUGGCCCUCAGGGGCCUCCGUCCAACCACCCUCCACCUGCUCCUCAGCCCGGUCUGCACACGCACUGUCCUCCCUUACGCCAAAACUCCCCUUCUCCCGCACGUAGCCUCACCCCUACCCCUGCCCCGCACCAAACACCCCCGCAGUUGCCUGGUAACCAGACCCCUCAGCCCCACACCCCUAAUUCAUCCACCACUAUGGCUCCACCUGCAUCACAGCUGCCCCCUAUGGCACAGGGGGUGGCCUCCGAAAAAUCCAGUCAGUUACAACAGCAGUCGCAUGGAGGUGGAGCUACUGGAGGCCCCCAAACAGGGCUGGCGUCAUCUGUGCCUUCCCAGAACGCCCACGGGCUUUGUACACACCCACAUAGUCCUCUCUCUCAGAAAUCAUCUGCGACUGUGGACGGUCAGGCCUCGACUCCUGCCUCAGUCAGCAGUGCUGACCCUAGUUCACAACUGACAUCAUCCGAACCCACAGCCCCUCUUGACUCCAAAACUGAGGUCAAACAGCAGGAUGAAGAGGAAGAGAAUGAGAAUGAGACUGAGGACAAGGCCUCAGGGAAAAUGGCCGCCAUGCAGACCGAGAUCAAGUCUGAGGAGAAACCAGAGAUAAAGAAGGAGGAGCCUGCAGGUGAUGAAUGUAAGACGGAGCCAAUGGAGACAUCCACAGCCGAGGACAAGAAGCCGGAGGUCAAAACUGAACCCAAAGAGGAGGAGGUUGCAGGAGCCAACAGCACUCCCGCAAACACACAAAGCAAGAAGAAAGAAUUUAAACCAGAUGAGCUCCGCCAGGCUUUAAUGCCCACUCUGGAAGCUCUGUACAGACAGGACCCAGAGUCGCUGCCCUUCCGGCAGCCGGUGGACCCCCAGUUACUGGGAAUACCCGUACGUAUUCGAACUAGUAACAAAACUAACCUGGACUACUUUGACAUUGUGAAAAACCCCAUAGACUUGUCCACUAUCAAGCGUAAGCUGGACACGGGGCAGUACCAGGAGCCCUGGCAGUAUGUGGAUGACGUGUGGCUGAUGUUCAAUAACGCCUGGCUGUAUAACAGAAAGACGUCACGGGUUUAUAAAUACUGCUCCAAACUGGCCGAGGUCUUCGAACAGGAAAUAGACCCUGUUAUGCAGGAGUUGGGCUACUGCUGUGGAAGGAAGUUGGAGUUUUCUCCUCAAACUCUGUGCUGCUAUGGCAAACAGCUGUGUACCAUCCCCCGAGAUGCUGCGUACUUCAGUUACCAGAACAGUUCACCCAAAUAUGGGCUUCUUGCUGACAGGUACCACUUCUGUGAGAAGUGUUUCAACGAAAUCCAGGGGGAGAAUGUGUCCCUGGGGGACGACCCAACCCAGCCACAAACGUCCAUCAAUAAAGACCAGUUUCAACGUAAGAAGAACGACACCCUCGACCCUGAGCUACUGCUGGAAUGUGGCGACUGUGGUCGAAAAAUGCAUCAGAUUUGCGUUCUGCACAAUGAGACAAUAUGGCCGUCAGGGUUUAUCUGUGACGGCUGUCUGAAAAAAUCCAAUUCCACAAGGAAGGAAAAUAAAUAUGCAGCAAAGAGGCUUCCUCAGACAAAGCUUGGCAACUUUCUGGAGACACGAGUGAACGAUUACCUGAAGCGCCAGAAUCAUCCAGAAUCUGGUGAAGUCACCAUCCGGGUGGUGCACAUCUCUGAUAAAGUGGUGGAGGUCAAGCCUGGCAUGAAGUCCAGAUUUGUUGAUAGCGGCGAGAUGUCAGAAUCAUUCCCAUAUAGGACAAAAGCUCUGUUUGCAUUUGAGGAGAUUGACGGAACAGAUGUCUGCUUCUUUGGAAUGCAUGUUCAAGAAUACGGCUCUGAUUGCCCUCCACCUAAUCAAAGACGUGUGUAUAUAUCCUAUCUAGACAGUGUGCACUUUUUCCAACCCCGUCAUUUGAGAACAGGAGUCUACCAUGAAAUUCUCAUAGGAUACUUAGAGUACGUUAAGAAAAUGGGGUUUGUCAUGGGCCACAUCUGGGCUUGUCCACCGAGUGAAGGUGAUGACUACAUCUUUCACUGCCAUCCAUCUGAUCAGAAGAUUCCCAAACCAAAACGCUUACAAGAGUGGUACAAGAAGAUGCUUGACAAAGCAGUAACUGAGAGAAUUGUACAUGACUACAAGGACAUUUUUAAGCAGGCAACUGAGGAUCGUCUGACCAGUGCGAAGGAGCUCCCUUAUUUUGAGGGUGACUUUUGGCCUAACGUAUUGGAGGAGAGCAUCAAAGAGCUGGAACAGGAGGAGGAAGAACGGAAGAGAGAGGAAAAUAACACCUCUAGUGAAAGUAUUGAUGCGACCAAUGGUGACAGCAAAAAUGCCAAAAAGAAGAACAAUAAAAAGACUAGCAAGAACAAGAGCAGCUUGAGUCGAGCCAAUAAAAAGAAACCAGGCAUGCCAAAUGUCUCCAAUGAUCUAUCCCAGAAACUUUAUGCUACAAUGGAGAAACACAAAGAGGUUUUCUUUGUUAUCCGUUUCAUCGCUGGCCCUGCUGCCAAUUCUCUUCCACCCAUUUCGGACCCUGACACGCUAAUGGCCUGUGAUCUGAUGGACGGCCGAGAUGCUUUCUUAACGCUAGCACGAGACAAGCACCUUGAAUUCAGCUCAUUGAGGAGGGCCAAAUGGAGCUCCAUGUGUAUGUUAGUAGAAUUGCACAAUCAGACUCAGGACCGCUUCGUCUACACAUGCAAUGAAUGCAAACACCAUGUUGAGACGCGCUUCCAUUGCACUGUUUGUGAGGAUUAUGAUCUUUGCAUCACUUGCUACAACGUUAAGGGCCACGAGCACAAGAUGGAGAAACUUGGACUGGGUCUUGAUGAUGAGAGCAACAACCAAGCUGCUGCCUCCACCCAGAACCCUGGUGACUCGCGUCGUCUCAGCAUCCAGCGCUGCAUCCAGUCUCUGGUGCAUGCUUGCCAGUGCCGCAAUGCUAAUUGCUCGCUGCCAUCUUGCCAGAAGAUGAAGAGAGUAGUGCAACAUACAAAAGGCUGCAAGCGCAAGACCAAUGGUGGCUGUCCAAUCUGCAAGCAGCUCAUUGCACUAUGCUGCUAUCAUGCUAAGCACUGCCAGGAAACUAAGUGUCCUGUGCCCUUCUGUCUCAACAUCAAGCACAAGCUUCGUCAGCAGCAGUUGCAACAUAGGCUUCAGCAAGCGCAAAUGCUGCGUAGACGUAUGGCCACUAUGCAGCGAGUAGGGCAGCCACCACCAUGUGGAGGUGGGCCUCCAGGAGGUCUUCCAUCACCUGGCAACAAUGGAGCAACAGGUCCUAGCACACCUACGUCAGUUGGUACGCAGCCGGCAACACCCCAGACGCCCACACAGCUGACACCCAAUCUUAUAUCUUUGCCCCAGCCUGGUGCAGGAGGAGUCCCAGCUGGAGCUCCCCAGCAGUCUCCUCAGCAUCCUGUCCACCACCAGUUUCAGCAGAUGCCUGGAGCAGGAGGCAUGAUGAAUUCACAGCAACAACAAAUGGUUCCUCAGCAAUCAUUGGGACAAGUGCCACAUCCACACAAUCAAUAUGGCCCCCACCCCACAGGUCCCUCCCCAAAUACCCAGUCCCAGGGUAAACCAGGCCUUGGUCCUGCAACUCCUCCGCAACUCCCCAGCAACCCAGGCACUGUACCUAUGGCCCAGCAACAACAACCUACAGGUCCUCCGGCAGCCGCUGUGGAGAUUGCCAUGAAGAUUCAGCAAGUGGCAGAUGCACAGCGGAAAAUGGCACAGGUUCAGUUGCUACAAAGACAAGCUGCCCAAGCAGGAAUGAUGCCACAGCACCAUCAGCAGCCACAGGGACAGAUUGGAGUGGCCCAUCCUGGAAUUGGUAUGGUAGGGCCACAAGGCUUAGCCUCGCAGGCACAAACAUCAGCGAACAGGGUGCAGAUGGAGCAGCAACAAGGACCUCAGGGAAUGAUGGGAGCCGGGCCCAUGCAGCAACAGCAGCCUCAACAGGUCGCUGUGCAAGGUCAGAUGCCCCCACAAAUGCAUCCACAGCAGCCGAGAAUGAAUCCACCACUUCAGCCUCAACAGCAACAGUGGCCAGGGCAGGGCAUGCCUACCCAGCAGAGACCUGCUAUGAUGUCUCAGCAGGGAAUGGUUUCAAUGCAGCCCCAACCGCAGCCGCAACAACCAUCACAACAAACGCAACAGCAGCAAGCACCCCAAAUGCCAAAUCGAAAUGCCUUGAUGAGUAUGGUACAGGCUGGUCUACAGAGUGGCGUAGCAAGUGGGGCUGCAGCUAGCAAUUUGCCCCAGGGAGCCUUGCAGCAGCUUUUGCGGACUCUGCGAUCUCCAAGCUCUCCUCAACAGCAACAGCAAGUUCUCAACAUUCUCCGGUCUAGCCCACUUCUAAUGGCAGCAUUUAUCAAGCAACGGGUUCACAAGUAUAAAGGAGGUACAGGUGGCCCCUCUGGACCGCAGGGAGGGCCAGGACCUAUGGGAGGCCAACCUGUGGGUGUCAAUACUGGGGUUCCCCAACCUGGUAUGCAUCUUGGACAAGGUGUUAACAUGCAGAGUCAACUUCUGAGUCAACAACAGAGCCAACAGCAGCAGCAAAUGCAACAACGACCGCUCCUGCAACAACAGCAAGUUGCUGCCUUGCAGCAGCAGCAACAACAACAACAACAGCAGCAGCAACAACAACAGCAGCAGCAGCACCAACAACAACAACAGCAGCAGCAGCACCAACAACAACAGCAGCAGCAGCAAGGGAUUCAAGGACAGGGGACCCCAAACAUGGCCAAUCCACACUUCCGAGAACUAGUCAUGAGAAGGCAACAGCAAUUACAGUUUCAGCAGCAACAGCAGCAACAACAGCAACAACAACAACAACAAAUGAGCAAUCAUGCGGCAUUCCAGCAGCAGCAAGGUUACAUGAGUCAGCAGGGUAACAUGCAAGUCCCGCCAGGAGGUCAGCCACUGCAAGGAGUACAACCUGGCCAACAGCAGAAUUUUCCUGGAAAUCCUGCACAGCAACAAGCUGCAGCUGCUUUGCAACAGAGGCUUGCGCAGCAGCAACAUCAGCUACAGAUGCAACAGCAGCAGAAUGCUGCAACACAAGGUCCUGACAUGGGACCUGGAGGAGGUCCACAGCCCACACAACUAGGUCCAGGUCUUCAGUCACCACAGGCAUUAUUGCAACAGGCUUUGCAUCAGCGUCUAUUUCCGCAGCAGCAGCAUCUUAGUGGCACCUCUCCGGCACAGCAAAACAACCCAAUGAGUCCACAGCAGCAACAGAUAUCUCAGUCGCCCCACUUGCAGGGCCAGCAGCUCCCAUCCUCCCUCAGCAACCAGGUCUGUUCACCACAGCCAUCUCCACGACCCCAGUCCCAGCCACCUCACUCAAGUCCGUCCCCACGCCUGCAACCUCAGCCCUCACCUCACCACAUCUCGCCUCAAACCCAAACAGGUUCUCCGCAUCCCAGCCAUCUUCAGCAGCAUCACUCAGGCAUGGCUCCACCUCCUCCACCCCACCAACAGCCACAGCACAACUCUAAGGACCCAAGCGGAUUUGGCGCAGAUCAGAAUGCCAUGCUUUCUCAACUCAGUGGCAUGGCGGGACUCCACGGACCAGGAGCGAAUGAUAUGCUGCCUCCUAGUGGCCAGGACCUUGGCAUUAACAUGAAUCUAACCCUUUAGAUCAUAUAGUUAUUAGGAAAUUUACAAAACCUCGCCAGAGAGUGUUAGCAUUUUUUACAAGGGUGAAUUUAGUGUUUUUCAACAUUAAUGCUUUGAGAACGGGCCCUUCUAUGAGAGAGAUCUCUUAUAUUCAACACAAAUAAGUAUAUGGGGGUGUUUUUUUUUUCCUUUUGCCAGAUAUGUACAAAGAGAGGAUUGUUUCUCAGCCUCAGAGAACAAACCACAAGUAAUAUUUUCAAUGUCAGGUCCAGGGGAGUACUUUUCCUUUUUCAAGAGAUAUUUUUUAAGAUUUUAAAAGUGGUAUAAAAAUAAAGCGCAAAUGACUAAGGACUUCUUUUAUAUAUAUCGUUUCACCAUGUACCAGUCUCUGUUACAUGUUUUACAGAGUCACAUGGAACAUUUCAGCUAUUGUGAUGCCUAUAUAGUUAUUAUAAUUAUCUGAACAUCAUGCAUAUCUUCCUUGUAAAUUUUGAGUUUUGCAUUUUAUUUAUUCUAGCUUUUUCAUUUGUCGUCAUGAUGGAUUUCGUUCAUGUGCGUUCCCAGAGACUGCUACAGUUCACAUAGAAUAUAUUUUUGUUAAUACCUAUUAAAAUGGGGAGCUACUCCUUUCCUUAAGCUGGAGAUUUAGGUUGACUAUAAUAUAAAUUACAGUGUUGGGGGAUCGGGUUUGGUGUGCGCUCCGCUGCCCAUUGGAUCUUAUUUCAUGCCAUAUUGGAAAUUCCUUUGGACAUCACUGCUUUUGCAACAGGACGAGUUGUUGGACGCACACACCGGCCCGCCCGCCUGCCCUCAGAAUGUGUGUGCACUCCUUCUAAGACUUACUGGAUAGUGGAGCUGUCUGUACAGGUUGGGUGAGAGAAUGUUUUGUGUAUAUGUGUGUGCGUGUGUAUUAGAAGUGGUGCUGGAGUUCUGCUCAUGCCAAUGCCAUAUUGAGCAGCGUUUCACUUAUGAACUGUAUGGCGCAGUGAAACAACAGAACAUGAGAGGCGUGUGUGCCACUGAUAUUACCAUUUUUGUCCUUCAGUACCACUCCUUAUUUUCCUCCACCUCCAGAAUUUCCUUUGCGCUGAACUUUGGGAGCUUAAUUUGAAUAUUUUGUACUGUACAAAGGAAACACAAACUGUGGACUUAAUACUUUUUUUUAAUAAAACGAAGAUAACAAAUUUUA